AUGCCAGCAUACAGUCAGUUCAGUCCAAGCACAUUGGUUGGGCAGCAGUUUGGUGCCAUUGGUGUUGCUGGGAGCUCAUUGACAUCCUUUGGAACAGAAGCAUCGAGUAGCAGUAUCUUAUCCCAGAACAGCUCGAGUCCUCCUUGUUUUUUAUAUGCAUUUUUUCCUCUCAAAAGGCCAGGUAUCCUGGGUAGAAGAAAAUGUUCCUGGAAACCAUGGAUGGUUGCUCUUACUACCACAUCUGUUUUGUUGGCUUUGUCAAUAAUCAUUGGUCUCCUUGUUUACUUUUUGGUGUAUGAACAGAAGAGUCAUUACUACCAGGGCUCCUUCCGGAUUCCCAGCAUUACAUAUAGCCCAGAUUUGUCCAUAGAACAGUCAAGACAUCAGACAAGCCUGAAACAAAAACUCAUCAAUGAGAUAGAUAUGAUAUUUCAAAGAUCCAGUUUAAAGUAUCAUUAUGUCAAAUCUCAUGUUGUCAACUUCAGGCCAAGUAAUGAUGGUUUGAAAGCAGACAUACUGAUUAAAUUUCAGUUUCCCCAUAACAAUGUGGGAACUCUGAAAAAACAAGCUGAUAGCAUUUUGUACAAGAAGUUGCAAUCCACCCAGAGCUCCUUGAAGAGAGACAUUUCAUUACCUCAUCUUAGAGAAAUUAAUGCUGCACAAGCAGAGAAUAUUCUAAACAGUGAUUGUGGCUUGGGGAUGGAGUACCCACCCACAGCAAGAAUUGCUGAUGGCAAACCUGCAGAAAAAGCUUCCUGGCCAUGGCAAAGCAGCCUUCAAGUGGACGGAAUCCACCUCUGUGGUGCAUCCCUGAUUGGCUCCCAGUGGCUUCUGACCUCUGCUCACUGCUUUGAUACUUACAAAAACCCCAAACUGUGGACAGUCAGUUUUGGAACAACCCUAAGCCAUCCACUGAUGACAAGAAAGAUCGCGUCCAUUAUCAUUCAUGAGAACUAUGCAUCCCACAAGCACGAUGAUGAUAUUGCUGUGGUCAAGCUCUCCAGCCCCAUCCUGUUUUCUGAAAACCUGCGCAGAGUCUGUCUCCCUGAUGCUACCUUUCAAGUCUUGCCGAAGAGUAAAGUGUUUGUCACUGGAUGGGGAGCCUUGAAAGCAAAUGGUCCUUUCCCCAAUUCUCUGCAAGAAGUUGAAAUAGAGAUCAUAAGCAAUGAUGUAUGUAACCAAGUAAAUGUAUAUGGUGGUGCUGUAUCAUCAGCAAUGAUAUGUGCUGGAUUCUUGACAGGGAAACUAGAUGCCUGUGAGGGUGAUUCUGGAGGGCCCCUGGUUAUUUCACAUGAUAGAAAUAUCUGGUAUCUUCUUGGAAUUGUUAGCUGGGGAAUCGACUGUGGAAAAGAAAACAAGCCCGGAAUUUACACCAGAGUGACUCAUUAUCGGAACUGGAUUAAAUCUAAAACUAACAUCUAA
Molecule: messenger RNA, 1422 nt
Organism: Cricetulus griseus (Chinese hamster)
Lineage: Eukaryota; Metazoa; Chordata; Mammalia; Rodentia; Cricetidae
Source: RefSeq, a predicted model, not a curated record